Cheilinus undulatus (humphead wrasse) is the source of this 1212-nucleotide messenger RNA. RefSeq names its product regulatory factor X-associated protein. Gene Ontology annotation, biological process: regulation of transcription by RNA polymerase II. The transcript is spliced from 3 exons. Lineage: Eukaryota; Metazoa; Chordata; Actinopteri; Labriformes; Labridae. The record is from RefSeq and is a predicted model, not a curated record. Gene Ontology annotation, cellular component: nucleus. The coding region runs from base 301 to 945 and encodes 214 amino acids.
AAGAAACCUACUGAAAUACCACUGCGGUGACACUUUCAAGCCACUUGAGUAUCAUCGCUACCUAUUAUAAAACAGAGGAUUUAUUUACGUAGUUUUAAAACUAGUUACAUACCGCCCUCACAAACAGGUAAAAGCCUUUUAUUAUCCAGAUACUGUAGGGCAAAUUGUCAACGUAAAGCUAGUUGCAGCUAACCAAGCCGGCUAACGUGAGCAGACUGCAAAGGGAUGGUUGUUGCUAAGUAGCUAGCCAGCUAGCUGCUGUUGCACUGUUGUUGUUUACUGUUUUUGUUCACCGCAGUCAUGAGCGAAGAUGACACUUCAGCAUCUGCGACCAAAGACAAAGACGCGACUCUCCUGCUCACUAAAGACGGGCAGAGGUACUACGUGAACAAGAGCGGAGUGGUGGACAGCAGAAACGUGAAUACACCUCAUGAACCGGAGAACAACGCCUCCUCCUACGACAUGGACGAUCCGGACGAGGAGAGCGACGUCCUGGACACAUCCGACCCCAGAGACGGCGCUGCUAGCCCGGAGGAGCUCAAUGACGAGGAAACGUCCGAGGGCGACAACGCUCCCAAACAGUGCACCUAUGAGGGGUGUAAGGAGACCACAACUCAGGUGGCCAAGCAGAGGAAACCGUGGAUGUGCAAGAAACACCGCAACAAGAUGUACAAAGACAAGUACAAGAAGAAGAAGAGUGACCAGGCUAUGUCCAGUGGAAAACUAGAUGAAAACUCAGAGGAGCGGCCUGUGUCAGUGAACAAACAACGGCUUGGUGCCAUGGGGGACAGGCCAGCCAGACCCUCUUUGAUAGAGCAGGUCCUCAACCAGAAAAGACUGUCACUGCUCAGGAGUCCAGAGGUGAUCAGCUUCCUGCAGCAGCAGCAGCAGCUCCUGGCCUCACAGAGCCGCAGCCAAUCACAGCAGCAGUUUCAGGGCUGCUGACGCGGACUUUUUAGAUGAACGGAAGAAAAUUCUCAUGCGGAAAUGGAUGAUAAUGACCACAUAGUACUAUCAUUUAAAAGUAUGGAGACACUGGUGGAUUGAUCAAACUCCUUUAAAAGAGAAGAUAUGAAGUAGCAGACUGACCAUGUAUUUAAACCAUCUCUGAUGCUGUUCAGGAAAUAGUUUUUUACUACAGGCCAACCUUUGUUUCGUAUUCACCUUUUGCCAUUCUACUGAAAUGACUGUAAAUACAGCACUGAAACAAUC